Messenger RNA from Phytophthora sojae, 591 nucleotides. RefSeq lists its product as hypothetical. The record is from RefSeq and is a predicted model, not a curated record. NCBI's taxonomy places the organism in Eukaryota, Oomycota, Peronosporomycetes, Peronosporales, Peronosporaceae. The transcript is spliced from 2 exons. Bases 1 to 591 code for a protein of 196 amino acids.
AUGACCGACGCCGCACUAGCGGAGUGCGCCCACGUACCUACCGACUCGCUCAUGAACCACCGACGGGCGUCGGCACCGCAGCCGUCUGCCCCAGUACCGACCGAGGCUUCAACGGAGUCGAAACGGCGCAGCAAGAGCAGCGGAAGCGCUGCGAACAGCGAGAAUCUCAGCGCGAGCGAUGGGAACGCAGCCAAGGGAGGAGGAGGAGGAGCUAAAGCCGCGAGCGGCACGCCGGCCAUCCAUCGCAACCACCCCGAGAAUCUGUGCAGGUAUCCCAACAAACGCUGCUACAACAAGCGCGCAGUCAAGAACAACGGCGAGCUGCACAAGUUCUGCGAUACCCAUCGAGACUCGGCCAAUAGGUACCAGCGCAAGCUCGAGCAGAGACUCAAGGAGAAGCGGAUACAGUCGCGGAUGCGCGCGUUGCAGGCCCAACAAGCUCAAGCACAGGCUCAAGCCCAGGCACAAGCUCAGAUGGUGCAAGCUCAUCCGUUCGGACUGUGGGCACCAGAGUACGAGCCAUUUCAGCAUCCAGUUCAGUUGCAAAGCGAGGAUCUCGAUUGUUUAUAUCUCUUGUUUCUCGAGCAAUGA